AUGAGUACCAACUCUCCGGAAUUACGAAGGAACAAGAGGGUUCUUGGAUCUCCGUUCAAGUCACCAGUGAAAAAUCUGGCUAAUAUUGACGCUGCUUCACCUUCAAAUGAUGUUCCACAUAAUAAUAGUAAUGUUACCUCAAUACGGAAUGAUAUCGAUCACCCAUCUGUUAAAAAUAAGGAAAUUAAACCCAUCUUGGAGAUAUUUUGUCCUAUUUGUAAAGAGAGUAUGAUCUCUUUGAACCAAUUAAAUCAGCAUAUUGAUGAUGAGCAUCAGAAAACAGACGAGCAAAAUUUAUCACCUGAACCUCCUGUGGUAAGACGUGAGCUUCAAAUCGAUUUGCUUAACGGAGAUAAGGGGUUCAGUCUUAGUAUUGAUGAAGGUCGAAAGAACGGUAAUGAAAAUAUCCGAGCGGGUCUGAAACUAUCAAGAGAUGCCAAUCCAUUAAAGGUUAGUCCUAGCCCAAGUCCUGGUGCCGGUGCCCGUGGUUCUCUGAGAUCAAAUGAGAGACUCAGUCGAAACCAUUGGCAAACUCCAGCCUCUGGUUCAAAAUGCUCUAUUGAAGGAUGUAAUAAGACACUUAGUGUCAAGCAGGGAAUUGUAAAUUGUCGACGGUGUGGAAAACUAUUUUGUAAUGUUCAUACCAAUUUCAAAGUUCGAUUAAGAAAUGGGCCUGAUUCCAAUUCUAUUCCCAUAUUUGAAUCACUGAAAUAUGGAAUUUGGAGUAGAGUUUGUCGGAAUUGUUAUAAUGAUAAGUUGGAUAGCAUUAAAAUUGUUGAGCCGAAGGUUGAAGAUUUAACAGGCACAUUCAAAAGAAUCCGAAUGAAGAAGAAUGAAGAUAAGGAAUUGAUGAGAAAUAAGAUUAAAAAACGAUUUAUAAAAUUGGUGGAACUAUUGGUUGAUGAAGAUGUGAAGAAGAAGCAGAGGAAGAGUCAAAUCUCAAAAUGGAAUUUGUUUGGUGGUAGUGAUACAAAUGAACCAACAGUUCUGGAACAAGCCAUUGAAAUUGUUGGACAUGAUAAUUGGAUGGAAGAUUCCAAAACUCAUAAUUGUACCAUUUGUUAUAUACAUUUCAACAUGAUAACAAGGAAACAUCAUUGUCGAUUAUGUGGAAGUAUUGUUUGUGAUGAUCUGUUUGGAGAACGCAAACUGUGUUCAAUUAUGGUUCCAAUUAAUCAAUUAUUAGACAAGCUCAAGAACCUUAAUUAUGGAGCCAAUGCUAGAAGUCAGUUUCUAUUUUUACUUCUGAAUGAAUGUUCUAUUCGAUUUAGAUGUUGCAUAAAUUGCAAGAAUCAUUUGUUAUAUGAAUGGAAACAAUCGCAACAAGCCAAGCUUGAUUUAAACUCAACUGACAAGUUGGUCCCUUUAUUCGAGACCAAUAAAUUGUUGAUAAUCUUGAAGGAUCAAAUUGUAAGAUACAUGAACCGUUUUGAAUAUCUUUUCCAGAAGAACGAGGCCACUAAUGGCGAUGAGAUAGAACAAGUUAGAGAGAAACUAUUGGUUUACUUGAAAGAUUAUGAAGGUUGCAGUAAUCAGAUCAAACAAUCAUUCUAUGGAAGAGUGAAUAAUGCAUUGAAAUUAAGACCAGAAUUUGUUGAUAACGAACGGUUGAUUAACAACGUUUAUCGAGGUUCAGUAUUCUUCUUACAAGAUAAUUUGGUUAAAUUCAAAUUACUUAGUGAUAAGCUCAGUGAACUCACUCAGAUGGAAUUAGAAGAUUCUAAAAACCAUUUUGCCCAAAUUGAAGGGGUACAAAUUUCUAAAAACUCCCCAACACCCAUUGGUACACCUGAGCCACGACUUACAAAGAAGCAAAUACGUGAAUUGAGAGAGCAAUUGAUGGUAAUGAAUGAACAAAGGUUUUUGGUGGAGAAUUUAAUCGAUGAUACCAUCAAGCAACGAAAGUUUGAUGAGUUGGGAUCAUUAAAGGAGAAUAAAACCGAAUUGAUUAAAAGAAUCAACGAGUUAGAAAAAGAACUUGGUGAAUUUGGAUUUUAA
This is a messenger RNA of Lizanozyma spartinae, 1998 nucleotides long. RefSeq names its product Pep7p (gene PEP7). Gene Ontology annotation, molecular function: DNA binding; metal ion binding. Gene Ontology annotation, biological process: DNA repair. Lineage: Eukaryota; Fungi; Ascomycota; Pichiomycetes; Serinales; Debaryomycetaceae. The record is from RefSeq and is a predicted model, not a curated record. The transcript has a single exon. The coding region runs from base 1 to 1998 and encodes 665 amino acids.